Messenger RNA from Tricharina praecox, 715 nucleotides. RefSeq lists its product as uncharacterized. The record is from RefSeq and is a predicted model, not a curated record. Lineage: Eukaryota; Fungi; Ascomycota; Pezizomycetes; Pezizales; Pyronemataceae. The transcript has a single exon. Bases 398 to 643 code for a protein of 81 amino acids.
CUCCGCUCACUCGCAAUAAUUUUUUUCUUCAGGCUUCAGCUGGGCUAGGCGGAACUAUGGAACUAGAGCAGACUUCUAGGUGCCUGGAGCCUGGAGCCUGGAGAGCCUGGCGACUUCUCUCGGAAGCUGCGGCCUGCAGCCGCCAUGCCCCGUUGAGCAUAACUAAGGUAUAUGUACAUAAGGCAGAACGGAGAACGGAGAACAUGCACGAAUUCUGGACCAGGUUCAAGUUGGAGAUGUCACUACCAUCCCACCACCAUCCCCACUACAUACCAUACGGUACCUAGAUAUGCUAGUAGAGGGGCCAGAUUCCUCAAAGACUGACGUCGUUGGGGGCCAGCUUGGGCCGGGGUGAGAGAUCUCCGCCUCAUGUCAUGUCCGACACUCCGAGGGCGCCAUGUCCGAGGGCGCAUGCUGGCUGCUGCUCCUGCUGCUGAGAGGGGGAUCUAGAAACCGAUUGGCGUGGCGUGGCGGGGUCGAGAACUCGAGGAGGGGUCGGAGAGGGGCGGGGGGAUUUUUUUGUGCAGCUUCUUGCCUGCCUGUCUGCCCGAUGGGUGAUGGACGUGAGAGCUUAGAUGGACGUGAGCCUAGAGGGAUGGUGGAGAGGGAUGGCGGAGAGAGAUGGUCGAGAGGGGAGAUGUAGUCUCUACAUACGCGAGGCGGGCUCGUGGUUAUGUACCGGUAGCGGCCUGUACCUACCGGUAUACAUACGCUG